Messenger RNA from Procambarus clarkii (red swamp crayfish), 2055 nucleotides. RefSeq names its product E3 ubiquitin-protein ligase MARCHF4. Gene Ontology annotation, molecular function: ubiquitin protein ligase activity; MHC protein binding; zinc ion binding. Gene Ontology annotation, biological process: antigen processing and presentation of peptide antigen via MHC class II; protein polyubiquitination; immune response. Lineage: Eukaryota; Metazoa; Arthropoda; Malacostraca; Decapoda; Cambaridae. The record is from RefSeq and is a predicted model, not a curated record. Gene Ontology annotation, cellular component: early endosome membrane; late endosome membrane; cytoplasm.
UAGGUUGCCACAAGGCGACAGGGGCUGGCGUGGCGGGCCGGGCCCCAGUGAUCAAUAGACAAGUGCUGUGGUGUGUUGGUUCGUGGCGCUGCGGUAUGUGAGGGGGCUCCUGGUGAUCCUGGUGCUGCCACUGGUCGUGGCGAGGGGCGUGCUGGUGACCUGGCCAUGUGUGUGUGGUGAGGUGGGCCAGCGGGCCGACGAUGACUCUCUCAGACCUGGGGGUAGCUCCUUCUUCAGCCUCUAACACCAAGCGCACUGCGUCCGCCCUCCUGCCGCCCGUCCACCCUCAGGAACUGUAUGAUGUGAGAACGCUCCCAGCCCCACCCAUGGAGAGAUGCAGCUCUAAUACUUCUACCUUCUCCUUCAGUCAGGACAUCUGCAGGAUAUGUCACUGUGAGGGGGAGCAGGACUCUCCACUGAUCGCUCCCUGCUACUGCUCCGGCUCCCUGCGUUACGUGCACCAGUCAUGUCUCCAGCAGUGGAUCAAGUCCUCGGACACCAAGUCUUGCGAGCUCUGCAAGUUCAACUUCAUCAUGCACUCCAAGAUCAAACCCUUCAACAAGUGGGAGAAGCUGGAUAUGUCUGGGAUGGAGAGGAGGAAGAUCGCCUGCUCUGUCACCUUCCACGUCAUCGCCAUCACCUGUGUGGUGUGGUCGCUCUACGUUCUUAUAGAGCGGACUACAGAAGAGGUCCAGGUGGGGCCUUGUUGCUCUCUUCUCCUCUCUUGUGAGGGAACCCUGGAGUGGCCCUUUUGGACUAAGCUCAUAGUGGUGGCGAUCGGCUUCACUGGAGGGCUUGUGUUCAUGUACGUGCAGUGUAAAAUGUACGUGCAGUUGUGCAAGAAAUGGCGUGCCUUCAACAGGGUCAUUUAUGUCCAAAAUGCUCCCGAAAAGGUACCGCUGAGCGAGCGUGACCGAGCAGAGGUGCAGCGGGACACAGGUCCUCAGUACGGCAGCGGGAAGGACAACUGCAGCGCGUCUCACGAGUCCGAAAAAUCCCUCAUGGGUGUGUCUAUCAUCACAGGGGCAGCAACCCGUGGGCUAACUCCCACUACCACCAUUACUACCACAUCCUUCACACACAACACAUGUGUCACCACUACCACUACCACCCUCACUUGCCCCAACACCUGCACAACCACCACCACCACCAGUCCGCCCGGAGCCGUCUGGACGGACGACCCAGCACCGCCUCCUGCCCCACCCCCGGCAGCAUUCUCUACAGGAGUUUUAUCCGGCAUGCGGCGCUCCAGAACUACACCUCACCAGGCUACAGCAUUUGUGUCUAAAGGACCACUUGACUCUAGACCAGGAACUAGAGACACACGCCCGACAUUUGAGAGCCCAUUUGUCUACGAAGGAAGGUGUAACCAUGGCAGUAUGGAGGAGCUUUCCAGUCAAGCAUUGGCACAGAGUGAGAUGCAGCCUUUCAGAAAGUCAAGCUCGCAGAGUGUGUGCCUAGAGAAAGGUGUGGAUCGUGCUUUGGUCGGAGGUGGACUGCCUCAACAAGAUCUCUUUUUUGACAGUAAUGGACAUAUUCGAGACACACUUUCUACAUCGAACUCUCGUAGAGAAGAAAUUCCAAGGGUGGAGCCUCGAAUGAUCCACACGCCAAGUCUUAGCCUGCAGUGCAGGACUGAGAGUGGCAUAGAGGCCCACGAAGUGGAGACGUUACAUCUCGAUAACGUGUGAUACUCAACAUUUGCAGUUGAACUUCUUUGAUAAAUGGCUUCUUUUGGUAUGGAGCAUUCAUGGUAAUAGACAUUAUAUGCUCCUUGUUGAAACUAAAAUGUUUAGCAUUUUCCUGCACUCGGAAUUAAUGGAGUAAUACAGUAUAUGGAUUAAACAACUCGCCCUGGAAGUUCAUGUAUUCAAUGCGCUCAUAGCAUAUAGCAGCUGAUUCCAUACAAAAACAUAAGAGUUUUGCAAAUGUUUAAGUCAACUAACUCGUCAUUUGCAACCAUCAACAGUUAUCAAAACUUUCAGGAGAAACAACUGUUCAUUGUAGCAAAUUGAUGUAAUUUAUAAAUUAAUUUAAUACAUAUAAUUUUGUAAG